Messenger RNA from Paramecium octaurelia, 974 nucleotides. The record is from the annotation of a GenBank genome assembly. Lineage: Eukaryota; Ciliophora; Oligohymenophorea; Peniculida; Parameciidae.
UAUCAAUGUAAUAAACCAAGAAGUUUACUAUUCGUAGGUCUACAGUGAUGUAAAAGCAAAAGAUAGAAACAAGUAAAAUAUAUAUUUCAUUGCAGUUCCACAAAAACCUGUGUGUAAGAUUCCCCAACAGUCCCCAGUCUAGCAAACUUAAUUAGAAAAUACUUCAAAUUUACUUACGUAUUGAGAUAAAUUAAUCUAUAUUUAGUAAGGAUGAAUAAAAAAAACUCUUGAAUGAAAAUGAACAACUGAGAUAACAAUUGAAGGAUAAGUGUUAAGAAUAUGAUAAAAAAAUUUCAAAUAUGAGUGAAGUAUUAUAAUUCUUAUUCUUCUCCUAGCUUAAUAAAUAACUAGAAAGAGAACUGAAGAAAAGAGAAGAAGAAAUUGAUUAUUUUAUUUCGAAGAUUGAUAAUAAGGAUAAGGAAAUAAAACACCAAAAAGACCUUAUUCUUAAAUUGAAAGGCAAGAAGAAAGAUUACAAAAAGAAAUGUUAGGAAAUAUAAUCAUAGCAUCAACAACAUUAACAUGAUCCAUUUCAAUAAUUAUUGGAAAUGAGAGCACUUCUUCUUUAGCUAAGAAUGACAGCCCAAGUGCUGCCACUUUUAUAACAAUAAUAGAGACUACGACAGUAUUAAACUCAAGCCAUUGAUGUAGACAAUAUGAGUUAUGAAUAACUGCUAUAAUUGGAAGAUUAGAUGGGGUAUUCUUAAAUUUAUUAUUAUUAGAAAUGUGUCAAAUGGCAUUGCAAGGGAAGAUAUCAGAAGAAUUCGUAAAAGAGUUAUUCAACAAAGUGACAAUAUCUAAGGAGUCUGCCCGGUUUGUCAAUGCAAUAUGGAAAUAGGUGAGAGAUAUCGAAAACUGGGGUGCAAUCAUUAUUACCACUCUAAAUGCAUCAAAAGUUGGUUAUUGCAGCAUAAUAACUGCCCUGUUUGCAAACAGACUGUCGUAAUUGCUAUUUGAUUAUUUAAAAAUGGCUG